CAGGGCUGUGCCUGAUCCUUAGAGCUCCGCCAUUCUCCAGGAAGCUGUGUAUCCUCUUGAACUUCACACUUCCCCGCCCCGGUGAAGAUGCCCCUGGCGGUGGCUAACCUGACCCGCCAGCUGGAGGACUCCCUGACCCGGACUCUGGGCAGCUAUCUGGACCGCUGGAGGUACAAUGCCACGCAGGCCGAGCGCACGCUGAACAAGCGGCUCGCCGAGGAGAACUUCCAGGAUGUCAUAUGGUACCUGAUGGUGAUGAUCGGCAUGUUCGCCUUCAUCAUCGUGGCCAUCCUGGUCAGCACGGUCAAGUCGAAACGCCGCGAGCACUCCGACGACCCCUACCACCAGUACAUAGAGGAGGACUGGACAGCCAAGCUGAAGAUGCAGAACCUCGCUGAACGCAACGUCAUGUCAAACCCCACACGCAGGGACUAUGAUGUGCCCUACUCCCCCUGA
Molecule: messenger RNA, 456 nt
Organism: Megalops cyprinoides (Indo-Pacific tarpon)
Lineage: Eukaryota; Metazoa; Chordata; Actinopteri; Elopiformes; Megalopidae
Product: potassium voltage-gated channel subfamily E member 2-like
Exons: 2
Coding region: 88-456 (122 amino acids)
Biological process (GO): ventricular cardiac muscle cell action potential; negative regulation of delayed rectifier potassium channel activity; membrane repolarization during action potential
Cellular component (GO): membrane
Molecular function (GO): potassium channel regulator activity; delayed rectifier potassium channel activity; transmembrane transporter binding
Source: RefSeq, a predicted model, not a curated record